Messenger RNA from Tribolium madens (black flour beetle), 2172 nucleotides. Its product is annotated as outer dynein arm-docking complex subunit 4-like. The record is from RefSeq and is a predicted model, not a curated record. Lineage: Eukaryota; Metazoa; Arthropoda; Insecta; Coleoptera; Tenebrionidae. Gene Ontology annotation, molecular function: protein binding. The transcript has 5 exons. Bases 66 to 2141 code for a protein of 691 amino acids.
UUCAAUUUGUCAAAGUCUGAAACAGUCUUAAUUUUUAAUUUUUUUCACUAAAUUAUACUGAAAUAAUGGCCAGCUCGGCAGCCACCUCACCUUUCGGUAAAAAAGAAGAAGUUUAUGGUUUUAAGACCCUUUACCGCGAGCUUGGGUAUUACAUAUCAAGAUUGGAGCAAUACGAGAGAGCUUUGAAAUUUUUCGAUGAAGCGAUUGCAAAAACCCCUAAUGAUCGGAGAGCCUUAAUGGGUCGAGCUUGGGCCAGGUCUAAAGCUUGCAAAUAUGAAGGUGCCCUUGAUGACAUUAGAACAGCCCUCAAUUUAGACCCUGACGACCUUGUAAUGUUAGCCCACAAAGCCCUCAACACUUAUCUCAAUUGUGAAUUUGAAGAUGGUUUAGUACAAAACACUCGCCUUCUCCCCAUAAGAAAAAAACCGGAUUAUUUCCAAAUGGGUGCCAUGCAUUGUGCCGAUGCUAUUGAAAACUGUUUAGGAGAAAGAGCCGGAAGGCCAUUACGUGACCACUAUUUAAUUAUCCGAAGAUUAGCCUGGAAAAAAAAUUUCGAAGAACAAAAACGUUUCCAACCAAAAUCCCGUUACAAGAAGAAGAAGAAGAAGAAAAUUGUUCUUCCUGACAAAGUAAGCAAUAAGGGAGACCCGAUUGUUCCCCUAAAGUCAUCAAGGAACUUAAAUCAUCAAUCUUUAACAUCCGACAAUACUUUAAGCCAAAUUGAUGAACCUCCAACCGAUCGUGAAAGUAUUGUUGAUAGUAUCUACUCGCUAAAAUCAGAACGCAACAUUCUUCCACCUCCCAUAAAAUUCCCUCACAAACCCCUCCAACGAUACACAAGUAAUAUAGAGAAUUACAUGGCAGAAAAAUACCUCGACACACUUUACAAAGACAAACUUUUCUUGAAAAACCUCCCGAAAGAACCCGGAAUUUCGUGUCCCAAUGAAGCCGGAACGAAGAAAAUUCUACUAUUGGCCAAAACCGGCUACAAGACUGUUAAAUACAAACAAGAGUUGUUACGAGCAAGACGACCUUUCUAUUUCAUAAAAUAUCAAGAAGCCACAUCAUCCGGUGCCCUCAAAGUACGACAAGAAGAACAGUUGAAUAAAUUAAGGGACGCAGCGAAGAAAGAAGCAGAUUUGAUAGUAUCAAAAAUGCGUGAUGCUCUUGAAGAUAAGGGUUGGAAGUCGGUUCUUGAAAUGGCGGAGAAACUUAAAACUUUCUGUGAUCUCAAAUCGCGUAAAAUUCUUCCCGAUAGAGACACGUAUUUGGAGGUGUUGUACGACACGGUGUGUCAAGCCCAUUACGACUUGAAGAGGGUCAACAAGAAUCAGUUAGAGUGGGAUCAAGAGAAGAGAAUAUAUAAAAUGUUGGGGCUUCAUUUGAGUCGAGAACCAUCAACUGAUUCGGUUAUAGCCCAAUUUAAGGGAGUUUUCAUCGAUUGGAAAAAACAAAUCACUGUUUAUGGUGAUCGACUACGUAAGGCAACAACUCCCAAAGAAAUGUGUUGGUUGUACCAUGAACUUAGCAGAUUCCAUACUGAGUUGAAACAAUACGAACUGGCUCGUGUCUAUGCUCGUAAAUGUAUGAACGAGGGCAAACGUACCGAAAAUAAUAAAUGGGUUAUUAAUGCACUGCUACUUAUCAUGAGGAUAAAUAUAGCCCAACAUAGCAAAAAUGACGCCAAAUCUGAUGCCCAAGCUGCUAUAGAGUUAGCGACUCAAAUGGGUGAUAAGAAUCUUAUUGCUUUCUUGAACAAAUGUAAGCAAGUGAUUGAAAAAGUAGCUUUUGAUGAGAAACUAGGACCAAAAGUAUUGAUGCAGCGUGAACAAAAGAUUGUGGAAAUGAUGGCUGGUGAUAAGAUGAAAGAUGAAGCUGCUCAUCUCUUCAGGAUGAUGUCUGCAAUGCCUGCUGCAAGACGGAUGUCUGUUAUGCCUGGAAUCAGGAUAACAGAUGACGAUGAUGACAAGAAAGCGAUGGCGGCGAGGAAACAAUCUAUAAUGCCAGGAGUGCAAAAACCGGCCGAGUUUACAAUGACGACCCCAACUCAGAAGCAGAAGAAAGGGAAACAAGUUUCUAUGGAUGAGUCAUCAAAAGGGGUUGGAUUUGUUGAACUUAUUAAAUAUCAUAUUGAUGACUGAUUUCGGAUAAAUAAAGAUGAGUUUGAUAAGA